AUGGGUUGGUUCAACGAGUCCCAGGAGCAGAACUUCCAGGAGUACGACAGCAUCUCCGAGGGCCAGCACCACGAGGCUAGUGUUUCUCACGAGCUCCUUGCUGGCGCUGCCAGCUUCUACGCUGCUCGCAAAUACGAGGAACACGUUUCUCAGAACGGCCAACCCGCCAACCACCAAAUGGCCAAAGAGCUCCUCGCCGGUUUCGCUGGUGCUUUCAUCGACCGUGAGGUUGAGACCAAGGGUCUGGACUUCAUUGACCGCGAGAAGGCCAAGCGCCACGCCACCGAGCACUUCGAGAGCAUCCAGGAGACCGAUGUCGAUGUCCAGUACUAG
Penicillium odoratum is the source of this 333-nucleotide messenger RNA. RefSeq names its product DUF3759 domain-containing protein. The transcript has 3 exons. NCBI's taxonomy places the organism in Eukaryota, Fungi, Ascomycota, Eurotiomycetes, Eurotiales, Aspergillaceae. The record is from RefSeq and is a predicted model, not a curated record. Bases 1 to 333 code for a protein of 110 amino acids.